AUGACUACUCCAGCGGCAUCUGACCUAGCCCAGUUAUGGCAGGCAGCGGUGCAAGACUACGAGAAGACGACGGGGAAAAGUCUUCGACUAGGGCAAUUUAGGAGCAUGGAAGAGGUGAUUGGGGGCACCGAAGACCUUUCAAACAAAUUCAAAGGCUUUCGUGAUGACAAAAGCAAAGUCGCUAAAGUGCGGACUGCAUUCAAAAACAAUAUGUGGUUGAUCCAAACCAUUGUCAACACCAUACAGACUGUUGGAAAUACGGCCUCGGCCUUUCCGCCGGCCAUGCCAGCAAGCUUGAUAUUUUCAGCCUUCGGGCAGGUCAUGCAGUCAUUCGCUGAUGUCUCUGCCGAUUACGACAAAAUCAUGGGAUUUUUCGAAUUCACCCAUCGAUUCCUCGACAGGAUGUCUAUCAUUGACCAGAAAAUGCCAAAUCUGCCUCAGUUUCAACGGUGCGUUUCGCGUGUGUUCUCAAGCAUUCUGAAGAUUUGCGCAAUUGCACAAAAGUAUAGUUCAGAGAAACGAAUGAAGAAAUGGUUUGAUAGCUUGAUGAACGGCACUGACAGGGAACUGGCCGGAGCUACCACGAAUCUGGAGGAGGCCGUUAACGAGCUGAGCCAGGCUGUCGGUCUGGCCACUCUGAGGACUGUCCAGAUCCUUAACGAGGUCAUCCAAAGCAUGAACGGCAGUGUCGAGUUUCUGGUCUCGAACGCGAAUCUCAUAGACGAGCGGACAAGAUCUAUUGAAUCCAACACAAACACCAUUAUUGAACAGAACCAGGACCUUGCAACCAAGCAGGACCAUAUAAAAGAAAUGCAACAAGCGACGUUGGAAAAAAUGGCCGAACAAUCUAAGGUGCUCAGCAGCGUCGUUGCAUCUUUCGGAUCUAUCCAAAUGGGCCAGAACUUUGGCAAAAGCUUUCAGAACAGCCUAUUGAAGCUGGGUGUGGUCAGGCUCCGACUGACCCGUUGGAGUCAGUCGGUGGGAUUGGGAAAUCUGGACAAUGUAAAAUCCCUCGAAAAUGUCAAGAUUUCCGAGGAAGACAUUCCAAUGGUCAAAGAGCUUUUAGACAGGAUUAUAGAGAGCUUCGAUGACGCCGAGAGGACUUCAAACCGGAUUAAGAAGCGCAAUCCUUCCGUCGGUGUGAUGGAUCCUACGAAGGAAUUAGACGAAGAUGCCGCAUCACUUCAUCAAAAAAUGGAUACGCUUGUCAAAGCAAGACAAGGCGAGGUGGAAGUCGAGGAGCAGACCGAACUGACCAUAUACGAAGAAAAGAACUUCACGCGGCUUAUCGAGGAUAUCAGUGACUCGGUCAAUGACUUGGUCAAUCUCUUUCCCGCGGUCCAAGAAGCCCAGCAGAAGCUUUGCGAUGAAGAAGUUUCGGAGAUGAACAAGAACGAAACUUCCCUCUCGCUACUGAAAGAUGCAGCUGGUGAUCAAGACAAUAUGCUCAGUCAGACUGUUACAAAGGUUAUCCAAUCAACCACAAGCUACAAUAACAGUGUUGUAUUCCAAGGAACCAACUCAGGCUUUCAAAUUGGGAACAAUAAAGGCAAAAUUAGCAAUGUACGCUUUCACUAA
Talaromyces rugulosus is the source of this 1578-nucleotide messenger RNA. RefSeq lists its product as uncharacterized. Lineage: Eukaryota; Fungi; Ascomycota; Eurotiomycetes; Eurotiales; Trichocomaceae. The transcript has 4 exons. Bases 1 to 1578 code for a protein of 525 amino acids. The record is from RefSeq and is a predicted model, not a curated record.